AACGUAAUUACUACUCCACAGACUCCGUACAUUGAAAUUGAAUUCCGCGACGCCCCCAAAAAACGAAUCAAACGCAAUCUCUCACUGGACUGUGACGCCAACGAUAACGAAACUCGCUGCUGUCGGUAUCCGCUGACAGUCGACUUUGAGAAGUUUGGCUGGGAUUGGAUCAUAGCCCCGAAGCGCUACGAAGCAUCCUACUGUGCUGGCGAGUGUAUGCUGAGCUUCCUGCCCAAGUACGAACAUACUCACGUGAUGCAACUGAGCACUUCGGCAAUACCGUGCUGCUCCCCGAAGAAGAUGAGCCCGAUCAAGCUGCUGUACUUUGACCUGAGCUAUCGCGUAAUCUACAGCACCAUACCGAGCAUGAUUGUGGAAAAGUGCAGUUGUUCCUAGAACUUGUUCGUGCACUGACUUAGGAUAACUACGUAGAAUCAAUGGUUUACCAGUAAGAAAGCAAACGUUAAAAACCAAGAAUUAAUGAGUCUGAUUUGGGAUCUUCUAUUCGAGUAACAAAAAAAUUGUAUAUCUAGGAAGCAAACAUCGUGCUGGUGAAGUAUAUUUUCUCUCACGACGGGUGAUAAACGAAAUUUAACAAAUCAACAAUCGGCAUUUAGGCCUACUCGACUUAAAACUUUAUCUGGAAUAUGCGUUUGGACGGAUUUUGUGUGAAAGUACCAUUUGACCGUGAAACUUGUGAUAACAGUUUAAAAUUGCAAAAAUAAUCGAAAUAAAUUAUUUUUUUUUUUUUUGGAAAAUACCAUAAGUGGAAAUCCUUUACAGGUAACUGGUCUAGUUGUGUACUAAAACAAGAUACUAGAUAAAAUAGAGCACAGUAAUACAAAAAGAAAAUAAACUCAAAUAAUAAUAAUAUCUAACUAAAUAACUAAAUUAGCUGAGAUAACGCAAAAAUUCGGAUUUUGUGUGUUCAAAAUUGUACAUAAUGAGCAGGAUGCACCACAAAUUUUAUCUCGAACAGGUAAACACGAAUUAAUUGAUAAGUUUAGGAACUAAGACAUAAAUAAAUCUAACCAGUAAAA
Molecule: messenger RNA, 1040 nt
Organism: Malaya genurostris
Lineage: Eukaryota; Metazoa; Arthropoda; Insecta; Diptera; Culicidae
Product: growth/differentiation factor 8-like
Exons: 1
Biological process (GO): SMAD protein signal transduction
Cellular component (GO): extracellular region
Molecular function (GO): cytokine activity; growth factor activity
Source: RefSeq, a predicted model, not a curated record